AUGCCUACCCCUAGCGACACCACGAUCUGGCCCUCCGUCGCACCCCUGGUGUUUUUAAUGCCACUCGCGCCCACACUCAGUGUUUUGAAAAAUGUGAAAUCCAUGGAGGCCAUCAUUAACUUCUUGAGGGAUGAGUUGCCGCAGACAGAGAUGAAAACCAUGAUGAAUGUCUGUGUGCCAAAGGCAUUUGGAAUCAUUUGUGCUCAGAGGAGCGCAGUGGCACAACGGUUGAGCAUCAACAUUGUGAUCCGGAGGUCCUGGGUUCGAUACCCGGCUAUGAUUUGUUUAGUAAAACACUGCGAAGGACUUAAGAAAAUUGAGGCGGAAAUGUUCUUGAGGCAGUGUCGGUGCAUGGAAGAAACGGAAACAUUGGAUUAA
Messenger RNA from Lineus longissimus, 378 nucleotides. RefSeq lists its product as uncharacterized. The coding region runs from base 1 to 378 and encodes 125 amino acids. NCBI's taxonomy places the organism in Eukaryota, Metazoa, Nemertea, Pilidiophora, Heteronemertea, Lineidae. The record is from RefSeq and is a predicted model, not a curated record. The transcript is spliced from 5 exons.